This is a messenger RNA of Mycena citricolor, 330 nucleotides long. The record is from the annotation of a GenBank genome assembly. NCBI's taxonomy places the organism in Eukaryota, Fungi, Basidiomycota, Agaricomycetes, Agaricales, Mycenaceae.
GUUUAUUUUCUUCGAACAGCCUGAUUGUGCGAGAGGACCAUCCCGUAGCUCUAUUCUAUCUAUUCGAAGCCUGGCAUACACGCAUCAGUGAGUCGUUUUCAAAAACACAGCUGCCAAAACAGAACGUACCGGAUCCGCAGAGUGUUCUUCGAUUUUGUCGUUUGCGACCACUGAGUCGUCCAAGUAUGCGCCAGGGCUUGCGUCGAGAAGAGGGUCCAACGCAGCAGCCACGGUCGUAGCCGCGCCCUCGGGGAUCGUCUUCCACUGCAUAUCCUGCGUAUUCGGUUGGCCGUCCGGCCCGAGGAUCCCUUGGCUCUUCAUAGCCUCGAC